AUGAGUACUCUUAAGCUUCAGCCCUUACUUCUCCCCUUCGCUCGCAGGCAAAAUUAUUAGAAAAUCUCUAUUUUUGUAAAGUUUAAAAUUUUUUAAAAUAAAAUUGAUAUAUAUUUAAUAAUUGUAAUAAUAGGAUCUCCAGCUAAAUAUCUUAAUCUUUAAGUAAAUUCCAUCUUUGAAGCAUGCAUUUUAUUAAUUAAAUUAGUUAUUUACUAAUUUCAAAAGAAAUCAUAUAUAAAACAUGGGGAACUAGUAAAGACAGCAAUUUCAUCUCAAGAAGAAUAUGAUGCCAAUGCUCAAACAAUUGUAGAAGUAAUCCGACAGGCCAGCCAAGCUCAAGCAAAAGAUGUCAUAACAGCAGUUAAAAAAGCAAUUAAAGACAAGCAUGUCGAUCCGCCUUCAAAACUGCGAGCAUUAGAAUUAUUUGACCAAUGUAUGAUGACUUCAAACGUUAAUUUCUUGAGUUUUGCUCAAAAAAAGAUUAUGAGUCGGCUUACAAUUUUGGGUCGUCACAGAAAGCAAAGCGCAAAUCCAGAUAGAGGCAAUGACAUUUUUGGGCCAAUGAGCACUUCUUCUCCAGGAAAUCAGGAUGCUUCCAAAAGAUUUUUAGUGCUGUUAUUAAACAGAAUUCAAGCUUGGGCAUUAGCAUAUGGAAUGGGCCCAGAUGGGAAGCCAAGUCAAUAUUAUGUUUCUUACAAUACACUAACCAAAGAAAAAAGUUAGUUUAGUAUAGCCAUAAGCUUUUGCCUUGUCUUGGUUUAAAAAACAAUCUCGAAGGAAGAAAAAUAAAAGGCUGGCAUUUGGAUUUCUUGCCGAGCCACCUGUCAUGGUAAAAGCUCCUCUUGGCAGAGCCACUGUCUUUAGAGUGCCAGAUGGUCCUGGCAAGGGAAGACUAUGCUCUAUGCAAAACAUGUCUAGCCCAUGGGAUAACCUUCGGAGAAGAAAUAAAACGCUCUGAUUGGUAGGCUUACCAUUGAGAUGGUCUAUUGCUAUCUAGAAUCACCUGUCGUGCUGCCCACCGCUCCAAAAAGAAGUUUCUCAGAGUCCAAUCAGCGUCACCAUUUUAAUUCUAUUAAUCAAAGAAGGAGUUCAUUUCCCAAACCCACAAAAUCGUUCUCAAUCAGUAAAUAUCCCUGCCCUUAACUCUCAGAAUUAUCAACAUUCUCUGCCUUCUCCUUCUCCUCCGUCAGCUAGGCACUCAAUUUCCCAUCCGCAGCCCUCUCAACGUCAAAAAGAAAAGCCUAUAUCUGAAUUUAAAACUGAGGUUGACAGCAUGCUGAAUUUCUUUUCAGAGAUCACCCAAUAUCCAGAAGAUGAGAGAGAGACUCUAGAUGACAUUGCAAAAAACUUAGAUAAAACUCAAAAAGAAAUCGCUAACAGAAUUAAUACUGCUGUGAACUCAGGAGAUGAUAUUGGUGCUGGAGAACUUUUAGAAUUGAACGACAGAAUAACAUCAGCCUUAGAAACUUAUAAAAAUCUAAAAAAAGGAUCUGACUCAGAACAAGAGGUCGAUGAAGACAUUGUAGCAUCCAGACCUUUACAAGGCCCCGCCCCUGGGAUGUCUAGCAACCCAAACAAUGCUGCCCUGGAAAAAGAGCUUCAAGACUUAAGAAACGAAAAUAAGACCUUACUCCCCCCCAUCCUUGAUCGAACGACUCGCAAUCGUUCGAUCAAGGGUGGGGGUUAAAAAAAAAUUUUUUUGGGAAAAAAAAAAAUUUAUAUAUAAAAUAAAAUAUAUAUAAAUUUUGUUUUAUUUACUUUUAAAUAAGAGGGUUAAGAGUAUUUAAUAAUUAUUUUUACAGCAAAAAAUUGAUAUAUUUUAAUUUAUUAGUUACCCCUUUAAACUGUAUAAAUUUUAAUUUGUUACUUAUUAAAUUAAAAUUUGUUUUUUAAAAAUUUUUAAAAAAUCUCUAUUUUAUUAGAUUAUUGAGUUUUUAAGCCCAUGUUGAUGACUAAAUUACUUUGAAUGGUUGAUUUCGAAGCUUUCUAUCGUCUCAAAGUCUCUGAAAACAACUUCAUUAGGUACAUCUUCCCAAGCUUUUGAUAACUAUUAUAUUUUAUAUAUAUAAAAAAAUUUGCAUGAUAUGAAAUUCGUUCGAUCAAGGAUGGGGGUUAAUUUCCCCAAUUUUUAGGAAUUUUUACAGUCAAUCGUUCGAUCAAGGAUGGGGGGGAGUUAAGAAACGCUAUGCAGCUGCGCGAACAGAACUCCGUUGAUAAAUCCCAGCUUGCAAAGCUACAAGCAGAAAUAAAUAAACUCAAAAAAGAAAAAGAAGACUUGAGAGUUCAGCUAGCAGAAAGAGACCAACAGAUACAAAACUUAAGCGGAAAGGUCCAGCCAAGAGUGAACCCAGAAAUCCAGUUGCGGGUGGGCCAAGAAGAAGCCAAAUCUCCAAAGAAAGGCAAAGAGCCAGAUCCUUAUGAUUCUAUGAGCAGUGACAGCUCAGAAGAUGAAGCUCUAGUAAAUAACAUAGAAUUCUAUAAAAAGUGCAACCGAAAAAGCAAAGGGAUUUUAUACGAAAACCAAGAUGUGCAGAUUGGCAUUCAGGUCGCCAAAUCAAACGAUCAAGUUGUUGGGAUGAUUUAUAUAGGAAACAAAAGCUCAGACCCAAUCACUGAGCUAAUUACAGAAGUCCCUGACUACUCAAGGGAAGGGCUUACGAUCAAUGUCACGCCAAUAAGUUCUACCAAUAUCACGCCUCAAGGCUCACAAGAUAACAGAAGGCUAAAUGCAACAUCUACUCGAGUGACAGGCACAGUCCCAAAAAUGAAAAUCAGGAUUAGACAAGGCCACUUAAAAGAACUUUCUUUAAAUAUCCCAAUAACCUUAGCUAGAUUUCUUGAGUGUCCAGAAAUUUCUCUUAAUGAAAUUUUUGCGCAGUGGGAAAGGGUGGCUUCGACAAAUAGAGAAAUUUCAAUAAAACUGCAAAACCCCAGACCAUUAAAGAAAAUCGCCAAAGAUCUGUCAUUCAAUGGAGUUUUUCAGAUUUUGACUUCAAAUGAAGUAAGCACGUUUGCAGCGAAUCAGCUAUUUGGGGUAAGUCAGAAAGAGAAGCUUAUUUUUGUGAUGGCAGAGGUAGAUGAAGAGAAAAGGAUGGUCAGACUUGCAUGCAGAUGCGAAAUAAUCGAAUUGAGGAAUGCAAUAAUUCAGCUAUUGAAAGAACAGUUAACAGAAUACUAA
Messenger RNA from Blepharisma stoltei, 3178 nucleotides. NCBI's taxonomy places the organism in Eukaryota, Ciliophora, Heterotrichea, Heterotrichida, Blepharismidae. The record is from the annotation of a GenBank genome assembly.